CGCGGCAACGCCUUCACUUUCUCUCUCUAAAAGCGCCUCACUUAAAAACUCUUUAAAUUUGUUUGGUUUCUCUCUCUAAAACUCGUUCAUUUUUUUGUCUUUUUCUUUACAUGGUUAAAACCCAAUUCACUUUGAGUUAUAAUCGGUGAGUUUACAGUCUUGGAUCUGUUAAUUAGGGUUCUCAAGUUACCAUUUGUUUGGGUUUUAAGAGAGUAAAUUCUAAAUGGCACCAGCUAGGAAAAAAAGUGUUAACAAGAGAUUUUUGAAUGAAGCUUCGCCUGUGAAGGUUAAGAAUUUGAACAAGAAUAAAGAACAAGUGACUGGGAAGAGAAGAUUGACUGAUAAAUUAGGACCUCGAUGGAGUGAGGCAGAGCUUCAGCGGUUUUAUAAAUCAUAUCGGGCCCAUGGAGUGGAUUGGAAGAAGGUUGCUGCUGAUGUGCCUAAAAGAUCUGCGGAUAUGGUGCAUGCUCUCUACAAGAUGAAUAAGGCAUAUCUAUCUCUCCCAGAGGGAACAGCUUCUGUAGUUGGCCUUAUUGCCAUGAUGACAGAUCAUUACAGUACUAUGGAAGUGAGCGAUAGUGAACGAGAAAGCGAUGAUGCGCCAGCCACAAAACCCUUGAAACACAAGCGGGAAAAAGUACAAGUUGGUGCACAAAAAGAAAGACUCCUGCAGCUGCAGUCCCGCUCAAUCGCAUCAAAUGAUGCAUUUUUGUCAUUGUUGAAGAAAGGACCCUUUAAAGGUGGCCAGCCUCGUGCAGUUGGUAAAAGGACACCUCGAGUUGCUAUAUCAAGGGAAAAUUAUGACUCACUGAAGAAGGGUCAGAAGUCGGAGAAUGGUGACAAUGAUGAUGAAGUGGCACAUGUUGCUGCAUUGGCAUUAACCGAGGCAUUGCAAAGAGGAGGCUCUCCCCAAGUUUCUCACACACCACGCAAAAGAACUGAACGCAUCAGUUCAUCACCUGUUGGAAGCUGGGAUAGGAUGCUUUUGCAGUCAAAGUCAUGUCAUAUGAAGCUUCAUGAUACUUCUGUGCAUGAAGAAUGGGUGGAAGGUCGUAUAAGAAAGGGAGUUGAUCGUGGUAGCUAUGCUAGGGAUACAAGCUCCUUGGAAGACAUGGAAGGCAUGGGUACUGUAGAAGUUCAUCGGAAGGGAAGAAAAUUUUAUGGACACAAAGUAAAAGUGGAAGAAAUUUUGAAUUGUCAUUCUGAUGAUGGGGGAGAAGCUUGCAGUGGAACUGAAGAAGGGCCAAAAGCAAGCACUGUUAAGGGGAAGGUUGAUUUUAAUGAUCUAAAUAUGAAAAAUGUUAAGACUCCUCAGGCGAAAAAGAAGAAACGCGCCAAACAUUUCUCUGGAGAUGAAUUUUCGGCCUUGGAUGCUCUGCAUACAUUGGCCAGUCUUUCUGUAAUGGAAUCGGAAUCAUCUGUUCAGCUGAAUGAAGAAAGACCCAUGGUGAAUGUGGAUGGCAAGUCUAGUUUACCUGAAACUGCAUCUACUAGCCAUCGAAGAGAUAAAGUUAAACCCGUGGGGCAUAAAGAAAAAGUACGUCAUGAAAUGAGUGAAUUUGAGGAUACUACCUCUAGGAGUGUUAGGCUGGGAAAUCGGGCUACAGUUGAUGCUAAACUUGUCUCUAAUGCCAAGCAAAAGCCGUUGUUCAUUAGUAAUGACACUAAUUCAUUGAAAAGAAAGCGCACUUUGACAUUAAAGGCAUCAAAUGCUGAAACUGUCAUAAAUUCACAUUUAAGUAAACUGUCGGAGACUGAGACUAAGGAUGAAGAGGAGAAUAUAUCUUCACUGAGAGGAAAAAGAACCUGCCCUGCAGUUUCCAAACAAGUCAAGGAAGAGGGCUCUUUUAGUGGUGAUCAGAGAAAUUCUGCAGGUGGUGUAGCGACGCCAAUAGCACAAGUUCCUAUUGCAAGCCAAGUUACCUUGCCAACCAGAAAAACUAGCAGACGGAAGAGGGAUCUAAAGAAAAUAUUUGUUUUUAAAGUGGGAAAUUCUUCUGAAAACAUCCUGAAAACUCAAGCUGAUACAUCGUCAAUCUCUGGGCAAGACACGGCCCUUCAUAUGAAAAAAAACCUUUCUUCUUGUCUUUCAUCACCGACUGUUCGUAGGUGGUGUACAUUUGAGUGGUUCUACAGUGCUAUUGACUUCCCUUGGUUUGCCAAAAGGGAGUUUGUGGAGUACCUAAAUCAUGUCGGGCUUGGCCACAUUCCAAGAUUAACUCGCGUUGAAUGGGGUGUCAUCAGAAGUUCUCUAGGCAAACCCCGAAGGUUUUCCGAACAUUUUUUAACGGAAGAAAGGGAGAAACUCAAACAGUACAGAGAUUCUGUGAGAAAACAUUAUACUGAACUUCGAACCGGUAUCAGGGAAGGACUUCCAACAGAUUUAGCAAAACCGUUAUCAGUUGGAGAACGAGUAAUAGCUAUGCAUCCCAAAACCAGGGAACUUCGAGAUGGAAGUGUACUCACAGUUGACCAUGACAGGUGCAGGAUUCAGUUUGACUGUCCUGAUAUGGGAGUUGAGUUUGUUCAGGAUAUAGAUUGUAUGCCCUCUAAUCCAUUCGAUAACAUGCCUGAAGCUCUCAGGAGACAGACAUUCGCUGACAUAGCUAAGGAACUCCAAGUGAAUAGCCUUCCACAUAUUGGUUGGUUCAAUUCAACCAGGCACUUGGAGAACUCGCAGACUCCCUUAAAUACAUCAGCAAAGCAGGUGGACGCAAAUCAUCUGCAAGAAAAGUCGGUAUCUAUUAACAAUGCACAAGUAGCGCAUAAUAAAUCUUCUGCGGUAUCACGGGCGCACGCAAAGGAAGCAGAUAUACAAGCUCUAUCCGAGCUGAAUCUAGUUCUUGAUAGAAAGGCCUCUUCUGCUUUACUCAAUAUAAAGCAACAGGAUACACACUUAUGCAAUACCCUGCCUCCUUGGAUGAAGCCUCCAGUCAAUUAUAGUUUACCUGGUGGUCUUCCAAGUUCUCAUCAUAGUUUUAUUUCGCAAGAAUCAGGAUCUACUGUGGUUGAAAUAGUUAGAGACUCAAGACAGAAGGCAUCUACAAUGAUAGAUGCUGCUGUGCAGGCAAUUUCAGCUGUGAAAGAAGGGGAAAAUGCCUUUACAAAGAUCGAGGAGGCUUUCGUUUCUCUUGAUAAAAGACAAGUUGCAUCAGAAUUAAAAGGACAAGUCAACAGAUCGCCGGAGCAACGCAAUGGCAAUUUAUUUCAUAAAAACCAGUUGAAAUCCAGCACAUCGGAUGCAUCUCAACCCAAAUUACAUGAUAACAGUGACAAAACUGAAGCAGAAAUCCCUUCAGAGCUUAUAACAUCAUGUGUUGCUGCUUUACUUAUGAUACAAACGUGUACUGAGCGGCAAUAUCCCCCUGCUGAUGUGGCGCAAAUAAUCGAUUCUGCCGUGACCAGCUUGCAUCCAUGCUGUCCUCAAAACUUGCCUAUUUAUAGAGAGAUACAAAUGUGCAUGGGAAGAAUCAAGACUCAAAUUCUAGCUCUAAUACCAACUUAACUUUGAUGUUUUUGUUUUGUCCAUUCUCCUUUUAAUUAGCCUUUCUGUAUAUAUAUUUUACAUGUAUGGUGAUGCUGGACUUUUACCCAAAGUCCUAUUUAUAAUUUUAUUUUUUUAAAUAUAUUAAUUAGGAAAUUUCAUAAUA
Molecule: messenger RNA, 3650 nt
Organism: Mercurialis annua (annual mercury)
Lineage: Eukaryota; Viridiplantae; Streptophyta; Magnoliopsida; Malpighiales; Euphorbiaceae
Product: protein ALWAYS EARLY 2
Exons: 19
Coding region: 224-3505 (1093 amino acids)
Biological process (GO): regulation of transcription by RNA polymerase II; regulation of cell cycle; DNA-templated transcription
Cellular component (GO): nucleoplasm; transcription repressor complex
Molecular function (GO): DNA binding
Source: RefSeq, a predicted model, not a curated record